AUGUCUUCAUCUACUUCUACCUCAAAUUUUACCUCAAAUUCCACUCUUAGCGGCCAUCCCCCUCCGCGCAUGCCUCAUGACUCUCCGAAAAACCUUGGUAGUGAUAUGACCAUGUUCUUUUUUGGUCAGCCAGAUACCCCAACGCGGUUUCCUACAUCAGAUGAACAACUUAUAAAGAGCCUUAAUGUUGAAGCUCUUGGCAGGGUUUUUCUUCCACCCCCUCCCUAUAUGACACUGCCUGAAUAUUCUGUGCUGCGUCCCGAAGGGCACCGAUCCCCUGAUCCACUGCCGAUCUACUUUAGUCUCAACCUCUCUGUCUAUAACCAGCAGAUUGUUGAUUCGGAGUGGCAGAAUCAGUGGUUCCAUUUCACUGGCAAAGUACACCCCUACUCACUGGAGUGGGUCCUACGGGAGCCUGAUGUUUUCAGCGAUGAAGAUGGUGACGGCGAAGUGUACAAGUGCUGUACCUACAUCACGCCGGGUCAGCCAUCAAAGAGCCCUUUCAAAGGCUUCCACCCCUUUCAAGUUUUUAUUCUCUUUCCUAUUCAUGCUUUGCUAUUCUCUCUCCUCUGCAAGAAGAUGGCAGAUAGGAAAGAUACGCAGUUUGUUCCAGGUGUUCCCUUCAACUGCGUCGGCAAGAUUGUUGGCCUGCUUGACCAUAGUCUUAUGGUGGCUGCCCCUACAGUUGAUGAGAAGGACUAUGUUUUCAUUGUCGUUCCCGACUCUUGGACGUUUCCGGACAAGAGCACACCACCUGCACCUGCCGCUAACACAGUCCCCCCCUCUAAAACCGAACCUGGCCCAUCCUAA
This is a messenger RNA of Fusarium vanettenii 77-13-4, 810 nucleotides long. RefSeq lists its product as uncharacterized. The record is from RefSeq and is a predicted model, not a curated record. Bases 1 to 810 code for a protein of 269 amino acids. The transcript is spliced from 2 exons. Lineage: Eukaryota; Fungi; Ascomycota; Sordariomycetes; Hypocreales; Nectriaceae.